Molecule: messenger RNA, 1557 nt
Organism: Pongo pygmaeus (Bornean orangutan)
Lineage: Eukaryota; Metazoa; Chordata; Mammalia; Primates; Hominidae
Gene: EGFL7
Product: EGF like domain multiple 7
Exons: 10
Coding region: 342-1163 (273 amino acids)
Biological process (GO): anatomical structure development
Cellular component (GO): extracellular region; cell surface
Molecular function (GO): signaling receptor binding; calcium ion binding
Source: RefSeq, a predicted model, not a curated record
CCCGGCUCCCGCGGCCGCGCCUGGUGCCCCUCUGUCUCGCGCCACCUGAGAUGCCCAGGCUGGCCUCUGCCAGGGGCUUAGUCUGCCCUCUCCUGGGGCUUCAGAGGCCAAAAGCACCCUGGUGAGGGGUCCGGGAGGCCCGGGAGGGCCGGGGGGCUCUGCCAGGCCCCUCCACGCCUCUGCCCAGCCAGCACGCUCUGGGAAGCAGCCCCCAGGACCGGGGAGGCACAGGUGGCCCCCACCACCAGGAGGAGCAGCUCCCGCCCCUGUCCAGGGGAUGACGGAUUCUCCUCCGCCAGGCCACCCAGAGGAGAAGGCCACCCCGCCUGGAGGCACAGGCCAUGAGGGGCUCUCAGGAGGUGCUGCUGAUGUGGCUUCUGGUGUUGGCAGUGGGCGGCACGGAGCAUGCCUACCGGCCGGGCCGUAGGGUGUGUGCCGUCCAGCCUCACGGGGACCCUGUCUCCGAGUCGUUCGUGCAGCGUGUGUACCAGCCCUUCCUCACCACCUGCGACGGGCACCGGGCCUGCAGCACCUACCGAACCAUCUAUAGGACCGCCUACCGCCGCAGCCCUGGGCUGGCCCCUGCCAGGCCUCGCUACGCAUGCUGCCCCGGCUGGAAGAGGACCAGUGGGCUUCCCAGGGCCUGUGGAGCAGCAAUAUGCCAGCCGCCCUGCCGGAACGGAGGGAGCUGUGUCCAGCCUGGCCGCUGCCGCUGCCCUGCAGGAUGGCAGGGUGACACCUGCCAGUCAGAUGUGGAUGAAUGCAGUGCUAGGGGGGGCGGCUGUCCCCAGCGCUGCGUCAACACUGCCGGCAGUUACUGGUGCCAGUGUUGGGGGGGGCACAGCCUGUCUGCAGACGGUACACUCUGCGUGCCCAAGGGAGGGCCCCCCAGGGUGGCCCCCAACCCGACAGGAGUGGACAGUGCGAUGAAGGAGGAGGUGCAGAGGCUGCAGUCCAGGGUGGACCUGCUGGAGGAGAAGCUGCAGCUGGUGCUGGCCCCACUGCACAGCCUGGCCUCGCAGGCACUGGAGCAUGGGCUCCCGGACCCCGGCAGCCUCCUGGUACACUCCCUCCAGCAGCUGGGCCGCAUCGACUCCCUGAGCGAGCAGAUUUCCUUCCUGGAGGAGCAGCUGGGGUCCUGCUCCUGCAAGAAAGACUCGUGACCGCCCAGCGCCCCAAGCUGGACUGAGCCCCUCACGCCGCCCUGCAGCCCCCAUGCCCCUGCCCAACAUGCUGGGGGUCCAGAAACCACCUCGGGGGUGACUGAGCCUCGGGGUGACUGAGCGGAAGGCCAGGCAGGGCCCUCCUCCUCUUCCUCCUCCCCUUCCUCAGGAGGCUCCCAGGGCCCUGGCAUGGGGUGGGCUGGGGUCUUCUGUGUGAAUCCACCCCUGGCUACCCCAACAGCAUCCCAAGGCCAGGUGGCCCCUCAGCUGAGGGAAGGUACGAGCUCCCUGCUGGAGCCUGGGACCCAUGGCACAGGCCAGGCAGCCCGGAGGCUGGGUGGGGCCUCAGUGGGGGCUGCUGCCUGACCCCCAGCACAAUAAAAAUGAAAUGUGA